Cyanistes caeruleus (blue tit) is the source of this 3056-nucleotide messenger RNA. Lineage: Eukaryota; Metazoa; Chordata; Aves; Passeriformes; Paridae. The record is from RefSeq and is a predicted model, not a curated record.
GAACGGCGCGUGGGAGCUGCCGGCCUCCCCGGGCGGGAUGGUGGCCAAGGUCCUCUCCAUGAUGGUGUUUUCCCCACUGGGAUGCUCCUCUGAUCCCAACUGAGAUGCUGAGUGCAGGGAACAGCUCUGGACUUUUUAUGGCACUGGCAGGGCCUGGGGAUGAUUAAUGGCCUCUAAUGGCUGUCGGCACUGAGGGUGGUGCCGUGUACUUCGUCACCCUGCCCACCCUGACGCUGCUGGAAGACAAAACUCUCUUCCCAGAUGAGAUCCUGCAGAGUGUCCCCGAUGACUACCGCUGCGGGAAGGCGCUGGGGCCCGUGGAGUCCAUCCAGGAGCACCCACGCAUCGGCAGCCGGCUCCUCAUCGGCUACAGCCGGGGGCUGGUGGUCCUGUGGGAGCAGAGCACUCGUGUUGUCCAGCAUCUCUUCCUGGGGAACCAGCAGCUGGAGAGCCUGGCCUGGGAGCAGGGCGGGAGCAGCAUCGUCAGCUCCCACAGCGACGGCGGCUACAUGGUGUGGGCAGCGAGCGGCACCGGCCAGAGGAGCCAGCAGCCCGUCAUGUCCACCAUCCCCUACGGGCCGUUCCCUUGCAAAGCCAUCAGCAAAAUCCUCUGGCGAACCUGCGAGUCGGGGAACCCCUUCAUCAUCUUCAGUGGGGGGAUGCCACGGGCCAGCUACGGUGACAGGCACUGUGUCAGCGUGCUGCAGGGCCAGACCCUGGCCACGCUCGACUUCACCUCCCGUGUCAUUGACUUCUUCACCGUGCAGAGCGCAGAGGUGCCCGAGGGAGGCUUUGAGAACCCCCGAGCCCUCGUGGUGCUGGUGGAGGAGGAGCUGGUGGCCAUCGACCUGCAGACGCCGGGCUGGCCCACUAUCCCUGCCCCGUACCUGGCACCUCUCCACUCCUCUGCCAUCACCUGCUCCUGCCACGUCUCCAACGUGCCCCUCAAGCUUUGGGAGAGGAUCGUCAGUGUGGGCGAGCAGCAGAGCCCCCGGCAAUCCUCUGCGGCUUGGCCCAUUGAUGGGGGAAAGAACCUGGCCCAGGAGCCCACACAGCGGGGGCUUCUCCUCACUGGGCACGAGGAUGGCACGGUGCGGUUCUGGGACGCCUCGGGGGUCUCCCUGAAGCCCCUCUACAAGCUGGGCACCGCCAACAUCUUCCAGACAGACUGUGAGCACAACGACAGCCUCAACCAGGCGGGCGAGGAGGAGUGGCCUCCGUUCCGCAAGGUGGGCUGCUUUGAUCCCUACAGCGAUGACCCGCGCCUGGGCGUGCAGAAGAUCGCGCUCUGCAAGUACACGGCCAAGAUGGUGGUGGCUGGCACGGCGGGGCAGGUGCUGGUGAUGGAGCUGAGCGAUGAGAAGUCAGAGCACGCGGUCAGCGUGGCCACCGUGGACCUGCUGCAGGACCGUGAGGGCUUCACCUGGAAAGGCCACGACCGGCUGGCCCCCCGGAACGGGCCCCUCCACUUCCCCCCUGGCUUCCAGCCCAGCGUGCUGGUGCAGUGCGUGCCCCCCGCCGCCGUCACCGCCGUCACCCUCCACUCCGAGUGGAACCUCGUGGCCUUCGGCACCAGCCACGGCUUCGGGCUCUUCGACUACUACCGGCGCAACCCCGUGCUGGCCAGGUGUACGCUGCACCCCAACGACUCGCUGGCCAUGGAGGGGCCCCUGUCCCGCGUGAAGUCCCUCAAGAAGUCCCUGCGCCAGUCCUUCCGCCGCAUCCGCAAGAGCCGCGUGUCAGGCAAGAAGAGGCUCAACGCCAGCAGCCCCUCCAGCAAGGUGCAGGAGGCCAACGCGCAGCUGGCAGAGCAGGCGGGCCCCCCCGAGGUGGAGAUGACGCCGGUGCAGCGGCGGAUCGAGCCUCGCUCGGCCGAUGAUUCGCUUUCGGGGGUCGUGCGGUGCCUCUACUUCGCCGACACCUUCCUCCGUGAUGCCGCCCACCACGGCCCCACGAUGUGGGCAGGGACCAAUUCUGGGUCGGUGUUUGCCUACGCCCUGGAGGUGCCAUCGCAGGAGAAGUUCUCGGAGCGGGCGGUGGAGGCGGUGCUGGGGAAGGAGAUCCAGCUGAUGCACCGGGCACCGGUGGUGGCCAUUGCGGUGCUGGACGGGCGGGGGAACCCCCUGCCCGAGCCCUACGAGGUGUCUCGGGACCUGGCCAAGGCCCCCGACAUGCAGGGCAGCCACUCCAUGCUCAUCUCCUCCGAGGAACAGUUCAAGGUGUUUACGCUGCCCAAAGUGAGUGCCAAGACCAAGUUCAAGCUGACAGCACAUGAGGGCUGCCGGGUGCGGAAGGUGGCUCUGGUGAGCCUGGCCAGCGCUGGCUCCGAGGAGCGGCUGGAAAACUGCCUGGCCUGUCUCACCAACCUGGGGGACAUCCACAUCUUCACCGUGCCCAGCCUGCGGCCCCAGGUCCACUACAGCUGCAUCCGUAAGGAGGACAUCAGUGGCAUUGCCUCCUGUGUCUUCACCAAGCACGGCCAAGGUUUCUACCUAAUUUCACCAUCGGAGUUCGAGCGCUUCUCGCUGAGCGCCAGGAAUGUGACGGAGCCACUGUGCCGGCUGGAGAUCGCCCGGCUCCAGGACACCUCCUGCCUCAGCAACAGCUCGACGGUGACACCCAAGCUGCCACAGGCGAACGGCACCCACGUCCCACGCGGCUCCGAGGGCCAGCCCUCCCCCUCGGACAGCGACCGGUCCCCUGAGGAGCACCCGGCUGCCUUCUCGCCCGGCCCCAUCGACUCCCCCAACAGCAGCAUGGAGAACCCGCUGGACACCACCGGGGACAUCACCGUGGAGGAAGUGAAGGAUUUCCUGGCGUCCUCGGAGGAAGCGGAGCAGAACCUGAGGAACGCCAGCGAGGACGAGGCCCGGCCCACGGGGAUCCUCAUCAAGUGAGGCAUCGCCGGCCUCCCUGACCCAUCUCAGUGCUCGGAUUCCCGGGAUGCGCGACUCGACUGGACCCCCGCGCCCCCUCCCCAUGUAACGUAGACUCGUCUCCUCUCUAACAUCCGCGCCGGCCGCCGCUGCGCCCCGGCUCCGGCACUCCCCACGCAC